Messenger RNA from Nothobranchius furzeri (turquoise killifish), 2204 nucleotides. RefSeq names its product nucleoporin 85 (gene nup85). NCBI's taxonomy places the organism in Eukaryota, Metazoa, Chordata, Actinopteri, Cyprinodontiformes, Nothobranchiidae. Gene Ontology annotation, cellular component: nuclear pore outer ring. The record is from RefSeq and is a predicted model, not a curated record. Gene Ontology annotation, molecular function: structural constituent of nuclear pore. Gene Ontology annotation, biological process: positive regulation of DNA-templated transcription; protein import into nucleus; mRNA export from nucleus.
UGCGCAAUAGUGGAUUUCAAGCACCCAUGAACCACGGCGCGUAAUAGCAGAUGAGAGCAUCACAUGUAUUUAAUGUAUAUUUUGUAGCUGAAUAGUUUGUAUUUUAUAUUUUCUUUGCAUCAGAAACAUUAUUACCAGAUGGAGGAAGUAGACGUUGAGCCGGUAGUUACUAAUAUUUCUGGAAUCAGACCUGGGAAGCGUAUGGGAUUUGCAUGGGGUCCUGGUGAUAUACUUGUGUAUGAGACACAAAACAAAGCAUCAGGACCUACAGGGUCAGGUUGUGCCUUCAUCCACGUGGUGCGGAAAGACGAGGACAUCUAUUCCCCCAUCUUAAGAAAACUUUUUAACGAGUCGCAUCACAUCUUUGUUGGACUGCAGACAAUCAAAGAUGAUCUCCCAAGCAAGAGCAAAAAACCACAGUUUGUAAGCAUCAGCAGAAACUACAGGUCUGUGAUUCGAGCCUGUAUGGAAGAGCUUCAGCAAGCUGCAGUUUCUGCAAAUGACACAGAUAUGGCCACACAGUACGGAAAUCAGGUGUCCAUCCUGUUGGCCAUAGAACUGAUCUGGAAUCUGUGUGAAGUGCUUUUCAUUGAUGCUGCUCCAGCUGGUUCCCUCCUACUACACCUUCUGGACUGGGUGAGGUUACAUAAAUCCGAUGUGGAUGAGAAGGCGAAGGGGGUGCUGCAGAGUGACAGCCCUGCUGAGCAUCGUGACUACUGGGAUGUGGUUUUAAGUUAUGUGCUACAGGGAAGGUUGGAAGACACUAGGAAGAUGCUGAUGAAACAGGCGAUGCUGCAACCUGCUGCCAAGAGCAUGUACAAGCUGAUGGAUAGCCUGCUAAGCAAGAUGCCCUUCUAUAAUCCUGGCGGCACUCAGACACUAACAGAGUUUGAUGUGAAGUGGAGGAACUGGCACGAGGAGGUGGACCGCUACCUGAAGGAUAACUCAUUUGCAAGCAACCCACACCUGGAGGUCAUCUGCAAAAUCCUACUGGGGGAUGAAGACGUGUUGUUGGAGCACAAGGAACUUCUCAGCACCUGGUACUACUUCCUCAUCACCAGACUCCUCUACUGCCAUCCCACAGUGAAGCCCACAGAGUUGCAUUACUACGCUCAGUCGUCUAUGAUGAUGUUUCUGGAUUCGGGCGUGCCGGAGCCGUUGGACAGCAUCCUGCUGGCUGCCUUUGAGUUUGACAUUCAUCAGGUCAUCAAGGACUGCAGUAUUGCUCUCAACAACUGGUGGUUUGUGGCUCAUUUAACAGACCUGUUGGAUCACUGCAAACUUCUCCAGUCUCAUAAUCUCCAUUUUGGAUCCAACUUGAGAGAGUUCCUGCUGUUAGAAUACGCCUCUGGUCUGUUCACGCAUCACAGUCUCUGGCAGUGUGCCGUGGAUUAUUUCGAUCACUGCCCAGAAUUUGGCCGCGUCUAUCUGGAGCUGCAGAUCGAGCGAGUUCCUUUGGACACGGAGCGCAAAGCGCUCAAAGUGCUCCGAAUUUGUGAGGAGAGGCAGAUGUCAGAGCAGGUGCGGAGCAUCUGUAAGAUCAUGGCCAUGCGGGCUGUAAGGAACAACCGACUGGGCUCUGCUCUCUCCUGGAGCAUCCGAGCCAAAGAUGCUGCGUUUGCCACCCUGAUUUCAGAGAGGUUCCUGCAGGAUUACUGCGCCAAAGGCACCUUCUCUGAUCUGGAUCUGAUCGACAACCUGGGCUCAACCAUGCUGCUCAGCGACAGGCUAACCUUCCUUGGAAAAUACCGUGAGUUCCACAAGCUAUACGGAGAGAAGUGCUUCAGCGAUGCUGCAAAGCUGCUACUCUCCCUCAUGACGGCUAAAAUCGCUCCCCAAAGCUUCUGGAUGACGCUGCUGACGGAUGCUCUGCCUCUGCUGGAGCAGAAAGAGGUGAUCUUCUCUGCAGAGCAAACCUAUGAGUUGAUGUACUGCUUAGAGGAGCUCACCUCCUCUCUGAUCACUGCUGCUUCUGGAUCAGGCAGACCCAUGCAGGAGGAAGACGUAGAGGUGACCAAGGUGGAGAUGCUGAGACUCGCCCUGGCCAGAAAUCUGGCUUCAGCUAUUGUGAAAGAAGGAACAAUGCAGACAUAAAGUAGAUUCAGAUUUAAAAACAAGCUCUUCUUUUGCAUUUUUGUACUGUUAAUAAGAUCAAGUCAUCAAAUGUUUGUUUUUUGAUAAUAAAUAUCUCUUCAUUCCGUUCA